This is a messenger RNA of Effrenium voratum, 1924 nucleotides long. The record is from the annotation of a GenBank genome assembly. NCBI's taxonomy places the organism in Eukaryota, Dinophyceae, Suessiales, Symbiodiniaceae.
AGCUUCUGUAGGAGUCUGUGUAGCAUUCUUUUGUAUCUUGGUGCUUCCUUCCCGUCGCCAGCCAUGUACCAGCAAUAUGCGAUGUUGCUGGACGAUCCGAAAAUCCGCUCCUCCAUGGUGUCCUUGGAGAGCACGAACCCGGAUUCGUUCAAUCGCAAGUGCAAGAUCAUUUGCACCAUGGGCCCAUGCUGCUGGGAAGUCGACAUGCUGAAAAAGCUGAUCGCCCAGGGCAUGAACAUUGCCCGCUUGAACUUUUCGCACGGCGACCAUGAGGGUCAUGGCCGAACGGUUCAAAGAGUGCGCGAGGCAUGCAAGUCUCUUCCCGACAAGCCGGUGGGAGUCCUGCUGGAUACCAAGGGUCCCGAGAUCCGCACUGGCUGGUUCAAGGAGGAACUGGCGGGGGGCAAGAUCGAUCUGAAGGAGGGCCAGGAGCUGAAGCUGGUCACGGAUUACGACUUCAAGGGCGACGAGACGACCCUGGCAGUCUCAUAUGCCACGCUCCCUACCGCAGUGAAGCCAGGUCAGAUCAUCCUGGCGGCCGAUGGCUCGUUGUCUUUGAAGGUGAAGAGCUGCGGCUCCGACCACGUCAUCACCGAGGUGAUGAACGACAUGCAGAUGGGGGAGAAGAAGAACAUGAAUCUGCCCGGUGUCAAAGUCGAGCUUCCCGUGCUGCAGGAGAAGGACAAGAAGGACUUGCUGGAGUUUGGGCUUCCUCAGGGUGUGGACUUCGUUGCGGCCAGCUUCGUGCAGGAUGCGAAGGACAUCAAGCUUAUCCGCGACACGCUUGGUGUUCGUGGGCGAAACAUCAAGAUUAUCUCGAAGAUUGAGAACCAGGAGGGCAUCAACAACAUCGACGAGAUCGUGGCAGAAACAGAUGGAGUGAUGGUCGCUCGUGGUGACAUGGGCAUGGAGAUCGAUAUCGAGAAAGUCGGACUCGUGCAGAAGAUGAUCAUUAGCAAGUGCAACCUUGCAUGCAAGUUCUCGGUGACGGCCACGCAGAUGCUGGACUCCAUGGAGCGGGCGCCCCGGCCCACGCGGGCCGAGGCCACGGAUGUCCUGAACGCCAUCCUGGAUGGCUCGGACGUGGUCAUGCUGUCCGGAGAAACCGCCAAUGGCAAGUUCCCCGAGCAAGCCGUCGCCACCAUGCGCCGAAUUUGCGAGCAGGCGGAGAAGGUCAUUGAUUACAAGUCCUUGUACUUGAAGAUCCGAAUGGCGACCAUCACCAUGCACAAGUCCAUGACACCUGUGGAGUCCGUGUGCUCCGCAGCUGUGAAGACUGUGGUGGACUCUGGAUGCAAGCUGAUUGUUGCCCUCACAGAGACGGGCGCUACAGCAAAGCUGAUUUCGAAGUAUCGGCCGCUUUGCCCGAUCCUGGCCAUCACCGCGAGCCCCAACACUCAGCGCCACCUCCUGGCCAAUCGGGGCGUGAUCCCCAUCCUCACGGCCACCUUUUUGGGCACAGACUCGGUGAUCACAAAAGCCAUCAACAAAGCAAAGGAGACCGGCGUCGUCAAGACCGGAGACAGCGUUGUGGCAGUGCACGGUCAGAAGGAAGGAUUCCCUGGCCAGUCCAAUCUCUUGAAGGUUGUGGUUGUUCAAUGAGGGCGCACCUUGGGCGCUUGAAACCGAAAUGCGGGGGCUUUGCUCCUGACCGUGCCCGUCGCCCGACUCCUCGCGCUCGCGAUGUUUUUUCCACUUUCGAUCUCGAGAGUUGUGAAGCCCUGCCGGCUUAGCGCCUGCAUGGUGUAGACUCUGGAGGUGAUCGCUCUUGGGCCUUGGAGCGCGGCAAAAUAUGUCAAGUGGGGCUCCUUUGGCGCCACAUGGCGUCACCGGGGCAAUUAAGAAGGUACGGUAUUCCCUAAGGAUCCUGGAGCUUGGUGUGGAGAAACCGGGGUUCCCCGUGCCACGCCCCAAGAAGUUUUAG